This is a messenger RNA of Uloborus diversus, 1173 nucleotides long. Its product is annotated as dermonecrotic toxin StSicTox-betaIB1i-like. Gene Ontology annotation, biological process: lipid metabolic process. Lineage: Eukaryota; Metazoa; Arthropoda; Arachnida; Araneae; Uloboridae. The record is from RefSeq and is a predicted model, not a curated record. Gene Ontology annotation, molecular function: phosphoric diester hydrolase activity. The coding region runs from base 1 to 1173 and encodes 390 amino acids. The transcript has a single exon.
AUGUUCAGUCCAGGAUCAUGGGUGUUAUGUGCGUGUUUGUUAUUUGUUCGCUAUGGUCUGGUACAUGGAGAGGGAAGACGACCGUUUUAUGUUAUAGCUCACAUGGUGAAUUCAAUUUACGAAAUGGAGGAAUAUUUGGCGAGAGGAGCCAAUGCCAUCGAAGCAGAUGUCACCUUCAAUGCUAACGGAACUAUAAAACAAAUUUAUCACGGAUAUCCAUGUGACUGCUACAGAGUGUGUGAUGAGAAAGAAAAUUUUGGAAAAUACCUUAAUUAUGUUAGAGAUCUUACAAGUCCCAAUAAUGCCAAGUAUCAAAAAAGCCUUUCGCUCUUAUUUUUGGACUUGAAACUCAGUGAUGUUACACGCUCACAGAAAUACAAAGCCGGUGAAGAAAUAGCAAAGAAUUUGAUUACUAACCUCUGGAAUUAUGAUUUGAGUGAUCCACAGAUUCACGUUUUGUUGUCCAUAGGCCAUACAUCUGACAGCGAUGCUAUUAAAGGUGUCCAAGAAACGUUCACUAAAUCUCAUCGUUCGACGUCAAUGAAAAAAUUAGGUUUUGAUGUUGGAUUAAAUGAUGAUUUAAACAGCGUCCGUAAAAUGUGGUCAAAGUUGAACAUAAAUGCCAAUCGUUGGCAGGGCGAUGGAAUCACCAACUGCUUUCGGUUUAUGAGGGAUGAUACUAGAUUGCGACAUGCGAUUCGAAUCCGAGAUUCUGGCACUGGAUUCAUCGAAAAAGUGUACGAUUGGACAGUGGAUAUAACUGAAAAUAUUAGGCGCUCUUUGCGCUCAGGGGUUGAUGCAAUGAUUACUAAUUUCCCUGAACGUGUCAUAUCUGUUCUUCAAGAAAAAGAGUUCAGAGAUAAAUAUCGUUUAGCUUCUGAAGAAGAUAGUCCAUUUUCUAGAGUCGCACUAGCUCCAUUGAAACACAGUCUUAGGGUACCAACAAUGACGAGUUACGUGUCUUCCAUUAGAGAGAUAACUAUAGCUCUCAUGGGAUACAUAUGGGAUUUUUAUAAACUUAGGUUGAAAAGACCAGAAACCUUGUUCCCUUUAAUACAGGACUUAAUUACGAGAGCUGCACCAACUCUACUAGAGUAUCACUCUUUUAUGCAACGGCUAAAUAAGAAAAACUUUUUGAGAAAAUCAUCCACUUCUAAGAAAAAACUGGACUAA